Ipomoea nil (Japanese morning glory) is the source of this 3103-nucleotide messenger RNA. Its product is annotated as lipoxygenase 6, chloroplastic. The record is from RefSeq and is a predicted model, not a curated record. Bases 132 to 2906 code for a protein of 924 amino acids. Gene Ontology annotation, biological process: lipid oxidation. Gene Ontology annotation, molecular function: metal ion binding; oxidoreductase activity, acting on single donors with incorporation of molecular oxygen, incorporation of two atoms of oxygen; protein binding. NCBI's taxonomy places the organism in Eukaryota, Viridiplantae, Streptophyta, Magnoliopsida, Solanales, Convolvulaceae. The transcript has 9 exons.
GCGAAACUCAGCAUUGUUAAACGUCAACCACAUCCACAUGUUUUAUCUCUCAUGUAUAACAAAUCUUGAUAGAUAUAGAAAAUGAUAGUCAUUUAAUGUGUUCAUCCGGUUUUGAGUAGCUAGAAAAGAAUAUGCCAACAGUUCAACCAAGAACUACAACUUUCUGCUCAAACAUUCAACAUGUUCUCAACCUCCGGCGACCGGAUGUCAUCUCUGGUGCCGGAAGAAACCACCGGGCAAGAAGAAGGGCCACCCCAUUCCCCGGUCUCCGGCAGCCAACAAUACAAGCAGUGGUUAGGAGUGGGGACAGCAAGGCUACUGUGGAAGAAGCAGCUGGAAAGGUGAUGGAGAAAGGUUUAGAUGAAGGGGGCAAUAAGGGGUUGAUGGAGUUUGGUACAAGUAUAGAUGUGAGGGCAGUGAUCACUCUAAGGAAGAAGAUGAGAGAGAGGCUUGUUGACAAGAUUGAAGACCAGUGGGUAUCUUUCAUCAAUGGGAUUGGCAAAGGAAUCUUGAUUCAGCUCAUCAGUGAAGACAUUGAUCCUGUUACCCAGUCUGGGAAGAGUUCAGAGUGGUCUUAUGUAAGGGGAUUUCCCAAAACUUCAGAGAAUAAUCCAUACAUAGUUGAAUAUGCAGCUGAUUUGAGGGUGCCAGGGGAUUUUGGAUGCCCAGGAGCUGCUCUGAUUACCAAUUUCCUUGACAAGGAGGUGUACUUGGUGCAAAUUGUUGUCCAUGGUUUUAGUCAAGGUCCCCUUUUCUUUUCUGCUAAUACAUGGAUACAUUCUUCCAAAGAUAAUCCUACUGAAAGUAGAAUUAUCUUCAAAAAUCAGGCAUAUUUACCAUCUCAAACACCAGCUGGCAUCAAGGGACUUCGAGGCGCAGACUUGAUGAGUAUUCGUGGUAAUGGAAAAGGUGAAAGGAAGCUACAUGAAAGAAUCUACGACUAUGAAGUAUAUAAUGAUUUGGGCAAUCCUGACAAAGAUGAUGAUCUGGCUAGGCCAGUCUUGGGUGGAAAGGAGUGGCCGUAUCCUAGACGCUGCAGGACUGGACGGCCUGCCACUAAAACAGAUCCAGCCACUGAGACUCGAAUAGAGAAGCCAAAUCCGGUUUAUGUUCCUCGAGAUGAAGCUUUUGAGGAAAUUAAGCAGGACACCUUUUCUGCUGGAAAGUUGAAAGCUGCUUUGCACAACCUCAUACCUUUGAUUGCAUCUACAUUGUCAAGUUCAGACAUUCCUUUCAACUGCUUCUCAGACAUAGAUAAGUUAUACAGUGAUGGUUUUCUCUUGAGAGAUGGAGAGGAGGCAAAGGCAAAUAUAUUUGGUCCUAAUAUGAUGACUCAGCUUUUUUCUGCUGGCCAGAGAUUGUUCAAGUAUGAAAUUCCAGCUGUAAUCAAGACUGAUAGAUUUUCCUGGCUGAGGGAUGAAGAGUUUGCCCGACAAGCUUUGGCUGGAGUUAACCCGGUUAACAUUGAAUUGUUGAAGGAAGUUCCAAUUCUGAGUAAACUAGAUCCUGCAGUUUAUGGUCCUCCUGAAUCAGCAAUCACAAAGGAUAUAAUAGAGAAACAGCUAACAGGAAUGACUGUUGAGGAGGCCAUCGCAAAGAAGAGAUUGUUCAUAAUAGACUAUCAUGACAUGCUUCUGCCAUUCAUGGAGAAGAUGAACUCCUUGGCAGGGAAAAACGCUUACGCCACAAGAACAAUUUUCUUCUACACACCUUCAGCCCAUCUGAUGCCAAUCAUUAUAGAACUUUCACUCCCUCAUAGGAACAAGCGUGUAUUGACUCACGGUAGAGACGCAACAUCCUAUUGGAUCUGGAAGCAAGCUAAAGCACAUGUUUGCUCUAAUGAUGCAGGCGUCCAUCAACUGGUCAACCAUUGGUUGAGGACUCAUGCUUCUAUGGAACCCUAUAUCAUUGCAACCCAGAGACAGCUUAGCUCAAUGCACCCAAUUUACAAACUGCUCCGUCCUCAUAUGCGCUACACCAUGGAAAUCAAUGCACUUGCAAGGCAAAGUUUAAUAAAUGGGGGAGGAAUCAUUGAAGCUUGCUUUAGCCCCGGGAAGUAUGCCAUGGAAAUAAGCUCUGCAGCCUACAAGACCAUGUGGCGGUUCGACAUGGAAGGACUGCCUGCAGAUUUAGUAAGAAGAGGAAUGGCUGAGGAGGAUCCAUCAGCACCUUGUGGGGUAAAACUUGUGAUUGAAGACUACCCUUAUGCAGCAGAUGGGCUUCUGAUAUGGGCAGCCAUAAAAGAGCUGGUGGAAUCUUACGUUGACCACUAUUAUUCUUCUGAUCAUCCGGGCUGUGUUACAUCCGACACUGAACUCCAAGAUUGGUGGAGUGAGAUCAAGAACAAAGGCCACGCUGACAAAAAACAUGAGCCAUGGUGGCCUAGCCUCAACACCAAACAUGACUUAUCUGCCAUUCUAACCACAAUCAUAUGGGUUGCCUCAGGCCAACAUGCUGCCAUCAACUUUGGGCAGUACCCUUUUGGGGGUUAUGUGCCAAAUCGUCCAACCUUAAUGCGCAGACUGAUCCCCCAAGAACAAGAUGAUGAUUACCAGAACUUUCUCCUUAACCCUCAACAAACAUUUUUGUCAUCUUUGCCAACUCAACUCCAAGCUACAAAAGUGAUGGCGGUCCAAGAUACACUGUCCACACAUUCUCCUGAUGAGGAGUACUUGCAUCAACUCCACCAACUCCAUAGCUCCUCCAUCACGGAUCCCCAUGUUCUAAACCUGUUUGCAACAUUUUCUGCAAAACUAGAGGAGAUAGAAGACACCAUAAACCGAAGAAACAAGGAUGAGAAUCUGAAAAACCGAAACGGUGCUGGGAUCCCUCCAUAUCAACUACUUAUGCCCUCUUCACCUCCAGGCGUGACUGGUCGUGGUGUUCCCAACAGCAUCUCAAUCUGAUAUACUGAUGAUCAGAUGCACUUCAAGAAAAUUAUAUAUGGAUUACUAGUUCAAUAAAUAAGUAGUCUUAAUGAUUAAAAUAAUUAGUCUAAUUUAAUAAUUUUAAUUCAUUUGAUAAUUAUGGAUUGCUGCUAGUCCUCUACAGAGUUGGUGUUAGGGUUGUUGUUCUUAUUAUUAUUCAAUACUCAUGUUAGUAA